AUGAUGCUCUCAUCCCUAUUGGUAGUGGCAGCUGCCGUUGCCCCGGUGUGGGCGGUUGAUCCCGUGAAGCCAAUGGCGGCCGGGCUCAUCAUGGAGGCCCUGGACCCCCGCGCCCUCCCGAACUCGCCUUCGGGAGGCUACGCACCCGCGAUCGUCGACUGCCCGUCCGCCCGUCCUACAAUCCGGUCCGCAUCGGCCCUGUCGCCGAACGAGACAGCAUGGCUCCCCCUUCGCCGCAAAGCCACAGUCGAACCCAUGCGCGAGUUCCUAACUCGCGUCAGCAUUCCCAACUUUGAUGCCGGUGCCUAUAUUGACCGUGUAAGCUCAUCAUCAUCGCAAUUGCCCAACAUCGCCCUUGCCGUGUCAGGUGGUGGGUACCGGGCCCUCAUGAACGGCGCCGGCUUCCUUGCUGCCGCAGACAGCCGGACCCCCAACUCGACAUCAUCUGGCCAGAUCGGUGGCCUCCUCCAGUCCGCCACUUACGUUGCCGGUCUUUCUGGCGGUGGAUGGCUCGUCGGCUCCAUCUUCACGAACAACUUCUCCUCCGUGGUCGACCUGCAGCGCGGCUCAAAGGGAUCCGCUGUCUGGAAAUUCGAUCGAUCUAUCUUCUCGGGCCCCAAAGAAUCCGGCCUCUCCAUCCUCAACACAGCCGAGUACUGGAGAGAUGUUGCCAAGCAAGUCGAUACCAAGGAUCAAGGCUUCGAGGUUUCCAUCACGGACUACUGGGGCCGCGCUCUCUCCUACCAGCUCAUCAACGCCACUGACGGCGGGCCGGCCUACACCUUCUCGUCCAUCGCCGACGAGCCCGACUUCCAGUCCGGCCAGCAGCCCUUCCCUAUCCUCGUCGCCGACGGCCGCGCCCCCAACGAGCGCAUCAUCUCUCUCAACGCUACCGUCUACGAGUUCAACCCCUUUGAGCUCGGCACCUGGGACAACACGGCCUACGGCUUCGCUCCCCUCCGCUACCUCGCCUCCAACUUCUCCGCCGGCCGCAUCCCGGACAACGGCUCCUGCGUCCGCGGCUUCGACCAGGCCGGCUUCGUCAUGGGCACCUCUUCCUCCCUCUUCAACCAGUUCAUGCUCCAGAACCUCUCCUCCGCCGGCCUGCCCGAUUUCAUCCAGUCCGCCCUGACCACCAUCCUCAACGUCCUGGACCAGGACAACAACGACAUCGCCCAAUACGUGCCCAACCCCUUUUACGGCUACAACCCGCGCACAAACGUAAACGCAAACCAGACCCAGCUCUCCCUCGUCGACGGCGGCGAAGACCUCCAAAACAUCCCCCUCCACCCCCUGAUCCAACCCAACCGCGCCGUCGACGUCAUCUUCGCCGUCGACUCCUCCGCCGACACAAACUACAACUGGCCCAACGGCACAGCCCUCCGCGCAACCUACGACCGCGUCGCCCAGCCCAUCGCAAACGGCACCCUCUUCCCCCCCGUCCCGGACGCAAACACCUUCAUUAACCUAGGCCUCAACCGCCGCCCGACGUUCUUUGGCUGCAACGCCUCAAACUUCACCCUCUCGGGCAACCAGCGCGUGCCUCCCUUGGUUGUUUACCUCCCCAACGCUCCCUACGUCGCACACUCCAACGUCUCGACUUUCGAUCCCAGCUACGAGCUCGACCAGCGCGACGCAAUCAUCCAAAACGGCUACGACUCGGCCACCCAGGGCAACGCGACCCUCGACGCCCAGUGGCCCGUCUGCGUCGCCUGCGCCGUGCUCUCUCGCAGCAUGGCGCGCUCCCGCGAGACCGUGCCCGACGCCUGCGCGCAGUGCUUCUCGCGGUACUGCUGGAACGGUACGCUCGAUACCCGCGAGGUGGACUAUAACCCCACCUUUGCGAUUGGCAACAUUGAGGCCAAUAGUCCCGCCGCGAGGACCGGUGUCAGUUUUGCGACUGGGGUGUUGAGUGCGGCGGCGGCGGCGCUGGUGCUGGCGAUCUAA
Molecule: messenger RNA, 1947 nt
Organism: Colletotrichum abscissum
Lineage: Eukaryota; Fungi; Ascomycota; Sordariomycetes; Glomerellales; Glomerellaceae
Product: lysophospholipase
Exons: 1
Coding region: 1-1947 (648 amino acids)
Biological process (GO): glycerophospholipid catabolic process
Cellular component (GO): intracellular membrane-bounded organelle; cytosol
Molecular function (GO): A2-type glycerophospholipase activity
Source: RefSeq, a predicted model, not a curated record